CCGACCGUCGAGCUUGAUCUCGCGCCCGAACAGUGAAACAGCCAGUCAGCCGCUGCAGCCGCAGGAAAACAAUACUUGCUGGUCGGUGUGGAUGCGAAUCACGCGGCGUCGCGUUGACGUGCUGACAAUGCCGUCAUUGUGAUUGCGAUCGGUUUUUGUGUCUGUUGUUGUUCCCCCCGCCGGUGGAGAAAAGCCCUUUCGCCUCCGCCACUUUUUUGUGUUAAUCUCGGUGGUGGAGGACACGCAAAGGUCGUAAUGUAAUUUGGUGAAGUAGUUAGUGUUGGUUGUGAAUGUGCCUGAAAAUAGGACCGGUGAAAAACAGACAUGGUAUUUGUGACGUCAUGAGAUCACCACUGAUUGGAAUACUGCCAUGGAUAAAGUUCACCCUGCUCGCCGGCCUCGUCUCUUCCGCAAUAGGCCAGGCAGAAUCAAAAUCGCACACGCGCCAUCCGCACACAGGUACCGCACAUCAUCGCACGAUCCGAGCUGAUACCAGAACCAAUCUGAGCUACGAAUCUAGGACCGGAUCGCCUGAGUCGGAUUAUGUCCAGAUGUACUCGAAACAGAACACCAAACUGAUGCUCGAGUGCUCGGUCAACAUCAACUUCAGCACCAGCAUCUGGCUUAAGGAUGGCCAAAUCGUCCAGACCAUUUUGAAGGACACCAACUCGAGGGUGACCGGCCACAGGUUCUUGAUGGACGCCAGUGGCAAUUUAUACAUUGACAACGUCAGAUUGGAGGACGACGGCAAGUGGCAAUGCGAAGCUGAAGAUGCCUUCGGCUUCGUUGUCACCGGAAAACCCAUCCAACUCACUAUUUUAGAUGCCCCGAAAAAGGUCUAUUUAAUGAUCGACAACAGAAUUUUAGACCCAGGUAAUCCGUUCAUUCCCGUAAAAGAAAACGCCGACCUAACAGUGUCCUGUGUCGUGGACGACGGAAAUCCGAAACCGUCUUUAACUUGGAACCUUACCUUGGGUUCUUUGGCUCUUUUGGACGCACCCGAAGUACCGCUGGAGGUACUGAAUCUCACGGAAACAGUUCGAGAUCAAAAAGUGGGAGCCAGGAACGAUGCACGACUCGGAAGAGUUUUGAGGGCGCAUCACAACGCCACCUUGACCUGCUUCGUCAACCACACCGCCCUCGAUCAACCACUGAAAGUGUCCGUUCUCUUAAACGUUCAAUACACGCCUUCGUUCGCGAUAUCCAGAGAGCCGGGUUUCGGUUUUCCGAUCCGCGAAGGAAUGCCGGUGUCUCUGAAGUGCGAUGUGGACGCGAACCCGAAGGCUCUUCCCGUCUGGCAGAAGGACGACUCGAGCCCGCCCGUCCAACAAACCCCUGACGGCUUCUUGAAUUUCACCGAGAUCCGGCGGGAGCACAGCGGAUGGUACAAGUGCAUCGCCCGCCAUCGAUUGGGACGGUUCUCCAGCAUCGGAUACUUCCUGAACGUCAGAUAUGACAUGGAAGUGACCCAGGAGCCAGAUUUCGACAUCGGAGAGCUCAGUUCGACCGGACGCCAACUGGAGGUGUCUUUGGGAGGAGCCGUCCAACUGGCCUGUCCCCCAGGAACGACCGGCUGCUGGACGAGGGUGGAGCCGGGCUCCGGUCGUCUCGAUCCCAUGGGAGCGUCGCAGGAACUCCGACUGGACAACGUACUCUAUCAGGAGGCUGGCGAGUACAGGUGCGUCGCCCCGACCAGGGACUCCACCAGGAGACUCGACUCCAUCAGGAACGCUUUGACACUGCACGUCAUUGUCGCCGGGAAGCCCAUGGUGACGCCGCCCACAAAUAAGAGUGUAACAGCAGUUUACGGACAACCGUUGACCUUAAGCAUGGAAUUCUGCGCGAAUCCGCCCUACAGCAAGGUAUUCUGGAUCGCCAAGGACAAGAAGGUCUAUCUACCCGGAGACGCCGAUAAGAAUGCCAUCGCUUACGGCAUCACCAACGCCACGGACCCCAAUUGCCACAACUCCGUCUUGUUCCUGACGAAGGUGACCAACGACGACAUCGGAGAGUACACGUUUCUGGUUCGUUCGUCGAACGGCAUCGCCGAGGGCAACUUCCACGUGAACAUGACCUACGCCAGCGGCUACAACGUCCAGGACGUGAAGUCGGGCGAAAAACGGACCACCUUAGCCGCGAUUUACAUAAAUGUGAUUGUUUUAAUACUACUAUUAAUAAUAAAUUGUUACUACUGACUGAAUUAGAAUAUUUACCGAGACACACCACGUAAAUGGCAUUUUACGAAAACGACUGAUCCGCCAAACAUUUCAUUCAGAUGAUGAACCAAUUGCAUUAUUCUUUUUGAUGAGAAAUUUGUUCGCCGGAAAACUGUGGCUACAGUUAAAAGACUUGUUUUUGUUGAUUGUUUAGAUCCAAAAAGUAAUUUGUCAAUUAGUUAUGUCUUGAUGGUGGUUUGGUAGACAGUCGAAAAGUGAAUGCUCAAAGUAAAAAAUUAUAAUAAUGUAUACCCCAGCAAGGUCCAAUGAACGCGUCGGACUCCACACAAGAAUUUUGGUGCGCUUUUUGGACUUGCACACUUAUGAGAGUAAAAUUUUAAAUGUAUAGUUUUUUAUUGUUUUUGCAACAAAAAAAAUGUGUAUAAAUUUGUUAAUAGGCAGCGCUUGAAUGUAAAAAACAACAUAAAUGUAAGGAAUAUACGAUAAUAAAAAUAUACGUCCAAGUGUU
This is a messenger RNA of Aethina tumida (small hive beetle), 2685 nucleotides long. It is a transcript of the gene tei, whose product is annotated as CD166 antigen homolog A. The record is from RefSeq and is a predicted model, not a curated record. The transcript is spliced from 9 exons. Gene Ontology annotation, molecular function: cell adhesion molecule binding. Gene Ontology annotation, cellular component: cell-cell junction. Gene Ontology annotation, biological process: cell-cell adhesion. Lineage: Eukaryota; Metazoa; Arthropoda; Insecta; Coleoptera; Nitidulidae. Bases 291 to 2195 code for a protein of 634 amino acids.